UUUGCUUUCCCUUCCCUCCUUCCCUUAGCCAUCUCUCAUUUCACUUUCUUCCUUUUGUUUUCAUCUGUGACCUAAUUCUCUAUCUCUCUUCUUCUUCUUCUUCUUCUUCUUCUUCAUCUUCUUCUUUCUCAUCCUAUUCCUCAUUCCAUCUCUCUUGAUCUAACCCUUUCAAACACGAAAUCUUGACACAAAUUUAGGAAAUAGUUUGUGGGAUUUAAGAAUCUGAUCUUGCAAAGAUUUCUGUUUUUUGUUUUUUUUUGGGUUUCUUUUUAAAUUUUGAAGAUCAUGACUCCUUCUAAUUUGGCAAGUCAAUUUGGUGAUACCACUUAUACUAAGGUAUUUGUUGGUGGGUUGGCUUGGGAAACUCACAAAGACACUAUGAAGAAAUACUUUGAACAAUUUGGUGAUAUCUUGGAGGCUGUUGUUAUUACUGACAAGGCCACUGGUCGAUCCAAAGGCUAUGGAUUUGUCACGUUUCGAGAACCCGAUGCCGCCAUGAGAGCUUGCGUUGAUGCCGCUCCGGUCAUCGAUGGCCGACGAGCCAAUUGCAAUCUUGCUUCUCUUGGUGUUCAAAGAUCCAAACCUUCCACGCCUAAACACGAGAAAAAGAAAUGGGAAUUGACAGGAGGAGGAGGAGGAGGAGGAGGAGUAGGAGGAAGAAAUUUUAGGGUAUUGAGCUCAAAUUUCCAGACUGGUUUUGGAGGGAAUGUUGGAUCAGCUUUUCAUUCACCAACAACUUUCCCUCAUUAUGCUAUCCACCAAGGGAUCCCUUACAAUCUCUAUGGGUACUCUUCCUAUUCGCCCGACUACACUUACCCCACGAGCUAUUACAAUGUGUACGGCGGGGCAACUGCACAGUACCCAAUGUACGGUACGGGUCCCGGCGGCAUAUUGAGCGGAGCGGCGGCAGCAGCAGCGGCAUUCUACCCUUAUUUCCAAUUCGGGGAAGGCAGCGGUGGCGGUGGUUCAGGGCAGCACGGGUAUGGGGUUCAGUACCCUCACCAUCUGUUUCAGUACUCGACGGCGAUUAAUUCAAGUGCUGCAACAACUUUCUCUCAGCAUUAUGCUGCUCCUCCUAUGUCUCUGCCUCCCACGCCCCCCACCUUGCCAUCAGUGUUUUUUGCUAUUCCACAGGCGUGACCAUGGCUCUUCCUGCACCAAUCCCACAUCGCUAGAGACAACAAAUCUCAUCAUCUUCAAAAUUCCUUCAAAUUUGUCCCCUCACUCAUCACUUAAAUUCAACUCAGCCUUCGCCCUAACCAUGGUUAAGUCAAUCUCUUUCUCUCUAACUCAUGCCUUUACAGGCCAAUCCGAGCCCUCCAUAGGGGCUUCCUCAAUCCAACCAUACCAAAUCUCACCCCUCCAAAAUUGGAGCAAAAAUCAUGCAUUUCUAUUUUUUUUUUAUUAAUCAUAUUAAUUAGGGUUUAGAGAAAAAGAAGGGUGAAAGUGGUUCCUUUUAUCAAGAGAACCAAAACCCACUUUGUGAAAAAAAAAAAAAAAAAAAAACCAAUUUAGGUCAUCAAGGGAAUUGGCCUUUAAGUUGGUGAAAUUUGCACAUAACUUUUGUUUUUUAAUCUUCAAAGCCUAGGAAAGACUUUAAGGAUAUAACAAAAAUGAAAAACAUUUUUCCCAAAAAAAAAAAAAAAUCAUUGUAUAUUUUAUUCUAAAUACCACACCCUCCUUUUUCUCAAUUCCAUCACUUUGAAAAAAUUGGACUGAAAAAAGGGUAAUAUUUUUCUAAUCAUCAUUGUAAUUAAAUUUCAAUUAGGGAGUAAUUAGAUGGAGAACUUUUCAAGAAAUUGGUGGGGGCAAGGGCUGCCCCUACCUUUGUCUUAAAAUAGUAGUAGUUUUUUCAAAGAUUAGGACCAAUCACCAAUCUUUAAAUUUUUCCUCUUUAGUUUAGUGGAAUUUUUUUUUUUUUACCCAAUUAAUUUAGUUGACAUAUUAUUUCCCUUUGGUUUGGGGAAUAAUACUAAAUCUCUUUGAUUAAUUAACCCUUAGCACAUUAGUUAUUUCUUGUAAUUAAAAUUUUCACCAACAAUCGUGGUUGAACUUAUGGGAGUUUACAACCAUGUUUAUUUUUGGUAAACCAAAGCACAAAUAUUGCUUUUUGGUUUAACUUUUUUUUUUUUUUGGUGCAUUUAGGUUUCAUAAUUAGAAAUUAAUUAGGGAUUAGGGUUUAAGCAUGUCAUGAUUUUGAGAUUCCAUUAAUGGAUAUUGGAAGUCUCAAAAUAAGCAUUUUGCAUGUUAGCCCUUGGGAGAUAUUUGGGUUCCCUUUGGCUUCUUCUUUCACACUAACCCUACCAACCAACCAACCAACCAACCAUGGUUAGGACUUAGGUCAACUUCAUUUCUCUCUUUCUUCACCAUGUUGCCUUUUCAUAAUUUCUUCACUAUUCCCAUUUUACCCUCUUUCAUGUCAUCCCCAAUCAUCUUCCUUUGGCUGUCUUCUUCUUCUUCUUCUCUUCUUCAUGUGUCUGUGUGUUCAAGUUAGCACUUUCUCUUCAUGGAGUAGGUGGGACCUUGGAAACACUUUUUCUUUUUUUUUUUUUUUUUUUAAUUUUUUCUUUAAAAAAAGGGCCUUUUUCCUUUUUUUUUUUUUUUUUUCUUAAUGUCUUUUCAUGGUUUGUAAUGUAAUUAGAUGCUUUAAUUACUAUCCUUUCUUUUAUGUCAGGACUUCUACUAAGAUUCAGUUCUUCAUCAGCUGCUCCUUUGCAGCUGCUUGAAGAAUAACCUAUGUACCUCAAUAUUAAUUGCUUCUUUCUUUCUGCUC
This is a messenger RNA of Benincasa hispida (wax gourd), 2773 nucleotides long. RefSeq names its product RNA-binding (RRM/RBD/RNP motifs) family protein. NCBI's taxonomy places the organism in Eukaryota, Viridiplantae, Streptophyta, Magnoliopsida, Cucurbitales, Cucurbitaceae. The record is from RefSeq and is a predicted model, not a curated record. Gene Ontology annotation, molecular function: RNA binding.